Molecule: messenger RNA, 3190 nt
Organism: Macroventuria anomochaeta
Lineage: Eukaryota; Fungi; Ascomycota; Dothideomycetes; Pleosporales; Didymellaceae
Product: glycosyltransferase family 90 protein
Exons: 4
Coding region: 101-3163 (1020 amino acids)
Source: RefSeq, a predicted model, not a curated record
GUCAUGAUCGAACUUAGUAGCACUGUUCAAUUGCAGUCUGAAUGCUGUAUUCUUCGGUUGCGUAUCGCAAAGUGCUGAGGGUGGAAGAUGCAACAUCGAAAUGGCGUCACUGCUUGGCGACCCUGACGAUCACUCCUUCCAAAGCUGGUACGCGCUCGAGUCCGACUCCAUCAACGCGCACGACAGAGGAACCCCAUGCCACCCCACGGGCCCUAGUCUACUCUCUGCUCCAAUGCACCCGGCCGUAACUCGUAUCGCCGAAAAUGUCGCCAAGCACCGCCUGCUGCUCGCUCCGCUGCUAUUCACCGUCCUGGGAGCGGUCGCGAGCGUCAACAGCCCCGUCCAGCACUCGCUGCUCGUGACAUCGGCGUCGUGGGCGAUACUCUGGAUACCGCUCGUGUUCCGUGUGGGACUGUACUCGAACAGUGGAGGGAGGAAGAAGAGCACGAGCUGGCUUGCCGGCGCAUUGCUGGCCCUGGCCCACAUCUGCGACAGGGCUGCUUGCGAUAAGGAUGGCAUAAGGGCGACGAAGUGGCUGCUUCCGCUGUUUGCAGUUCUCAUCUCGGAAAAUGAGCUGCUCUCGAGACACCUUGUCUUGCCUACGCACGCCCGCAGUGACUUGGCCGAAUCGAACAGCUCUCCCGAGAAGGCUUCGAGCAAGCGAUCCUCUGACCUACUGGUGACGCUCACGAUCGCCGCCAGUGCCGCUCUGGGCGUUUAUGUCACCUCCACGACCUCGGCGCUUGGGAUAAGCAGCGCUAUCUUCGCAGCAUCAGGCCUGGUCUUGUUCGAGGUCGCAGUGCGAGGCACAAAGGACGACAAUGAGGGCGGCACGCGAGGGCUCAUGUCCGCAGACGGGUCUUUCUCGCGGCGCGGCUCAGUGAGCAACAACCGCAAAGCCCAGGAGCUUGUGGUCCUGCGAGACGUUGCGGCUGCCAUAACCGUCAUAUGUGGCAUCGCGGUCUUUAUGGUUGAGCCAUCGGUUGCUCCAGGCGCCGCGACAUGGGAGCCUUUGUACCGAGAGUUCGAUCGCGACUGGAAGACUGUGCAUGACUUCAGGACUGUGCGCCAGGUAUUCUUCAUGGUCAUCGUUAAUGCUGCUUUGAAUCUCUUCAUGUUUCUUAUUCUUCUACGAGAAGACGCCGUUCAUGUUUCUCUAUGGGCCUUGUUCUCUUGCAUCUGCGCGCAACUGAAGUUUGCGACCACCUUUUCAGGCAUAUGGUUUACGAUCAUCUACGGGGUCUCUGCCCUUUUGUAUCUGUACGGCGCAUCGUCUUCGAACACCUUCGUCGAUAUCCGGAGUUCUAUACGCAUUAGACGCAUUUUGUUUGGGCUUACGGCGUCCUCGGUCUGCGUGCUGCUGGUUCGACAUGCGUCUGAAGCGCAGUAUUACAAGUUCACACCCAAAGCCCCCUCCACCUUUCGGGUCCAGCCGUCAGCGACACCCCUUGGUUCGGUCCCGGUCGACCUGGAUCGUGGGCAUCCAGCGGCCCAGCUGAUCAACGCUGCCGAAACGGAGUUUCAACGAACGCUCCAGAGGCAGUCCAAGUCUCUGGACCAGGCCAUCCGUGAGUACAGGCGCAGGAACGGCAUAGCACCUCCUCCUCACUUCGACAAGUGGUUCGAAUUCGCGCAGCGUCGUAAUGUUGUAUUGAUUGACGAGUUCGACAUGAUCAACCAGAUGCUGCUGCCUUUCUGGGCGCUCAAGCCGGAAACAAUACGAUCGCGCAUCAGAAACGCGAUAGGCCACGAAGAUAGUGCUUUGAUCGCUGUAGCCAUACGAAACGGCGAAGUGGUAUCCAUAGGCAAUGGCGAUGAGUGGCAACAGCAAGCCACGACCGGCAUGAUGAAGGACUUCGUUGCAUAUCUUCCAGAUAUGGACCUGGGCUUCAACAUCCACGACGAGCCUCGUGUUGUCGUGCCGAAUGACCUGCUGUCUUCGAUGAUCGCCAAAGUUCAAGAUCAAGUUCUGCCUCGCGCUGCGAAGACUACCUCACCCCGCAACGACUUCUCGAAACGGCCGAAAGAUCUGAAUGACGGCAAGCGCUUCGACGAAGUCAGCACAACGAAAUUCAAUCGCUUCGCCCAUCAACAGACGUGGACGCACUCUCGCCUCUCGUGCCCCGCCAGCAGCCAAGCGCAGACAUUCGAGGACUUUGCCGCCGAUAACCUGACUUCGUACGCCGCAGGCCCGCUAAAUCAUGUCUAUAAUGCGACGGCCUUCUCAGAUAUCUGCAACUCGCCAUCAUUCUCGUCAACCUUCGGCUUCUUCGAGCGUCCCAACGCGUUCAGCAUUAUCCACGAGCUCACGCCCGUCUUCUCGCAGUCCAAGAUCUCCAGCUUCCAAGACAUCCUCUACCCCAGCCCCUGGUACUGGUUCGGCAAAGUAGGCUACGACAGAAGCCACGACACAAUUUGGGAAAACAAGACGAACAGCCUCUAUUGGCGCGGCUCCACAACUGGCGGCUUCAGUCGCAACGGCGGCUGGCGCCGCCAACACCGCCAACACAUCGUCCAGCGCCUCAAUGCCCCUGACAAGGCACAGAUUCUCAUCACCCCCGAGACCUCGCCCGAGCCAAUCUACUCCGUUCAAGACAUCGACCGCAAAGCCCUGCACCACCUUGUCGACGUCAAGUUUAGCCAUGUAGGCCAGUGCGACCCAGGCGACUGCGACGCACAGAAGGAGUUCUUCAAGGUCGUCGAACGCGUUGAUGGCCAGGAUGCGUGGUACCACAAGCACCUGCUCGACAUGGACGGGAACGCGUUCUCAGGCCGCUUCUACAGCUUCCUCAAGAGCCGCAGUCUGACGUACAAGAUGUCUGUGUUUCGCGAGUGGCACGCUGAGUGGCUCAAGCCGUGGGUGCAUUACAUACCCAUGAGUUUGAGGGGCGAUGAGCAUCUCGAUCUGGUUAGAUGGUUUAGUGGGGAUAAGACUGAUGUUAGUGAGGCUGGUGGGAGGGGGAAAGAGAAGAGCGCUGAUAAGGGGGGCAAUGGGGAGAGUUUGGGCGAGAGGAAGGCGAGGGAGAUUGCGGAGAGGAGUACCGAGUGGCAUGAUAAAGUGUUAAGGAAUGCGGAUUUCGAGACGUGGUUCUUCAGGUUGUUGCUAGAAUACGGCAGAGUUGUGGAUGAUAAUCGCGAGGAGAUAGGAUACCCAGGGCCAUGAUAGACAUUUAAGGGCGCUAAAAUCAAG